Molecule: messenger RNA, 566 nt
Organism: Octopus sinensis (East Asian common octopus)
Lineage: Eukaryota; Metazoa; Mollusca; Cephalopoda; Octopoda; Octopodidae
Product: annexin A7-like
Exons: 3
Coding region: 180-566 (128 amino acids)
Source: RefSeq, a predicted model, not a curated record
AGUAACAAUAAAGUAACAAGCCCAGACAACUUGUGGCGUCACUCAAUAUAUUUACUUCGGAUGCAACACGCAGUUUACACAACGUGGAAUAAUAACUCAAGCAGUAUCACAGAUUUUCUCGGAUUUUAUCUCGUCGUUCUUUUAAUACUAACUUCUUACAUCACCUACUCUUCAUAAACAUGGUACCCAGUGACACUGAAGACCCCCAGAAUUCUCCACCAGGGUACUUUGAAAACACUGGAUACUCAUCCGAUUUCGAAAAGUCACCAACAGCAGGAAAUCCCCCACAACCCAGAAAUCCCCCACAGACCGGAAAUCCCCCACAGACCGGAAAUUCCCCACAGACCGGAAAUCACCCACAAACCGGAAAUCACCCACAAACCGGAAAUCCCCCACAACCCGGAAAUCACCCACCUGAACAAGCUGGAUAUGCACCAGCAACAGAAUAUGACCCACCACCUCAUUACUUUUCACUUUUUCCCUGCAAAAACAACUACAACAGGAACAACAACCACAACAGCAGGAACAACAACAACAGCAACAACCAGAACAAACCGUUAUUGUAA